AUGAGCCGCCGUGCAGGAUCCGUGGUGGUGUUGGGAGCCCUUGCCUGCCUGGUUUGGGGCCCCAGCUUCACGGGCAGCGUGCCCAGGAGGCAGGAGAGUGCCCUGGCUCGCAUGGCGAGCUCCAAGUGGGUGAACCCUGAGGACCCUGAGAUGUCCCACCCUAGUGGCCUCUACGUGCUGCCCCUGAAGCCCGCGAAGCCGCAGGAGAACUACAUCUACACCUGGAAGAAGGGUGAGGAUGGCUCGAUCGAGGACUACGUCAAGACCCCCUUCAAGGGCCCUGAGCGCGCCGCUGACUACUACACCCAGCGCAAGGACAACGGAGCUUGGGACCACUGGGGCCCGCAGGGUGAGGGUGAGCCUCUAGCCGCAGUGUCGCGCUUGGAGAAAAAGAUGAGCCGCCGUGCAGGAUCCGUGGUGGUGUUGGGAGCCCUUGCCUGCCUGGUUUGGGGCCCCAGCUUCACGGGCAGCGUGCCCAGGAGGCAGGAGAGUGCCCUGGCUCGCAUGGCGAGCUCCAAGUGGGUGAACCCUGAGGACCCUGAGAUGUCCCACCCUAGUGGCCUCUACGUGCUGCCCCUGAAGCCCGCGAAGCCGCAGGAGAACUACAUCUACACCUGGAAGAAGGGUGAGGAUGGCUCGAUCGAGGACUACGUCAAGACCCCCUUCAAGGGCCCUGAGCGCGCCGCUGACUACUACACCCAGCGCAAGGACAACGGAGCUUGGGACCACUGGGGCCCGCAGGGUGAGGGUGAGGCAUGA
Messenger RNA from Effrenium voratum, 759 nucleotides. NCBI's taxonomy places the organism in Eukaryota, Dinophyceae, Suessiales, Symbiodiniaceae. The record is from the annotation of a GenBank genome assembly.